Messenger RNA from Cylicocyclus nassatus, 610 nucleotides. Lineage: Eukaryota; Metazoa; Nematoda; Chromadorea; Rhabditida; Strongylidae. The record is from the annotation of a GenBank genome assembly.
AGGGCGAUGGCAACCGGCUGGAAGCGAUUUACUGGGUCAUCACCCUACCCUGAACUUGCAACAAGCGACAAUGGCACUGAGUCAUGUUAUGGUUCAAAACAGGAUAGGAGUUAUAGGAUUCCUUGGCUGCAAGGAAAACACUCGAGAAAUGAGGAAGUUCAAAUGCUAGACUGGGUUGCUGCUGUUACCGGUUAUGAAAUCUCACGUGACCCGGACUCGGCUAUGAAACAACUUUCUGAUGGAAAAAUUUUGUGCAGACUUAUCCAAAGAUUGACAAAUGGUGAACUUUGUCAAACGAUAAAUGAGAAGCCGUCAAUGUUUAGCGCUGGCGAGAAUAUUUCGAAAUUUUUUGAUUCAUUGGAGUAUAUUGGAAUAAGUGGACUUGUACACAUCUCUCCUAAUCAGCUACAAGAAGAAAGGAAUCUUGAUGGACUGGUGUCUCUGCUCAAAGAGCUCUACAGACGUGCCCAUUAAAUGAAUGUUUUGAAGAAGUGGACUACAUGAUUCCAAACAAAUAUGAUAACAAUGUAAAUCUCCUAAAGUUUCUAUUUUGGUUGCUUAUAUCUCUUCUUUCUGCUCUUGAAUCUCGUAAAAUGAUUGUUUUUGACCA